AUGAGAUGGAUGGGCUGUACGGGAGAAGCAGGUUUGAAAGACACUAAAAUUAGAAGAACUCAACAUCAGCUGGUCAAAAACUGCCAACAAAACCGGAUUUACAAGCACACGCAUGUUGCACUACUCAAAAAACGAGUGAGUUUCGCGCGCAAUCAUCAGAAACUCGUCCGCCUGUACAUGCACUUAGCUGUCGCACCGCGUCUGGAAUCUCCCGGAGAAACUGUGGAGCGUCUGCUGACAACUGUGAACAUGGAUUGGAACUUACCAGAAUGCCGUGCGAUACCUGUAGCAGCUAGCAGUGUGCGGGUGCUCGAAACCCCGAAGGAAUUCUACGAUUUCCUCGUCGAAAGGUCUCGAUAUGCAAAAUUUCGGAUUGUCUUCAGCACCCUCUACUUUGGUGAUGGUUUAUUGGAGCACAAAUUAAUCGAUUCUAUCGGUUCUAAUAUAGAGCAAAAUGAUAAACUUCGUGUCGACAUACUUUUGGACUACUUACGAGGCACAAGAGGUGUAGGCGAGGAAAAAAGUAGUACAAGCCUUUUGAGAACUAUUGCAGAUAAAGCUACUGUUUACCUCUAUCAUACUCCAAAACUUACUGGUUUUGUCAAGAACGUGCUCCCGGAGAGAACAAAUGAAAUCGUUGGUUUGCAGCAUAUGAAAGUGUAUAUUUUUGACAAUUCUGUGCUCAUAAGUGGGGCCAAUCUGUCUGAUUCUUAUUUUGUGAACCGCCAGGACCGUUAUGUCCUUUUCGAAAAUUGCAAGGAUUUGGCUGAUUUUUUUCACGAUAUAAUCAAUGCGGUUGGAGAUUGUUCGUUUCUACUGAAAGGUGAUGGCUCCAUAGUACUGCAUCCCAGUUGCACCGUGCAUCCUUAUGAAGGAAGUUUCAUUGACUAUCGCAACUUAUUGCGCUCAAAAGUCUCCAGUGUCAUUGCUUCUUUGCAAGCGAAGCAAAUCUCUUCGUCGCAAUCUUCUAGUGACACACUAUUGUACCCUCUAGUGCAGAUGGGCCUUUUCGGAUACAACGAGGAGUAUGAAUUGCUCAAACAGAUUUUCUGUUCCAAGAAUAACACUGUAUCUCUAACAAUGGCUUCUGGUUACUUCAAUUGCAUAAAGGAAUAUGAACAGUUAAUCUUUAGCGAAGGCAAGUACUCAAUGGACAUAAUAACGGCUGCUCCCAAAGCCAACGGCUUCUUCGGUGCAGCUGGUCCUUCUGGUUACAUACCGGCGUUGUAUUCUUGGGUUUGUGAGAGAGUUUUAACGCUAAAGGAUAAGUAUGCACGAAAUGAUGUGAACCUGUACGAGUAUCACCGCGACGGUUGGACAUUCCACGCUAAAGGACUAUGGAUAGAUACCCCUGUACAGACAGCAACACUAAUGGGGUCUUCAAACUUUGGUUAUCGAUCAGUACACCGCGAUCUUGAAGCGGAAAUUCUCCUUGUCACAUCCAAUGAUCGGCUACGCGCUCAGCUCAAAGAUGAACGAAAGCGUCUUUUCGACUAUUCUUCAUUUUUGGAUGCAGCAGCUUUGAGGAGAGUGGACCAUCAUAUACCAGUUAUUGUGCGCAUAGUAUCGCGCAUGGUUAGGAACUUCUUCUAA
Messenger RNA from Necator americanus (New World hookworm), 1593 nucleotides. RefSeq lists its product as uncharacterized. Bases 1 to 1593 code for a protein of 530 amino acids. The transcript has 12 exons. Gene Ontology annotation, molecular function: CDP-diacylglycerol-glycerol-3-phosphate 3-phosphatidyltransferase activity. Gene Ontology annotation, cellular component: mitochondrion. The record is from RefSeq and is a predicted model, not a curated record. Gene Ontology annotation, biological process: cardiolipin biosynthetic process. NCBI's taxonomy places the organism in Eukaryota, Metazoa, Nematoda, Chromadorea, Rhabditida, Ancylostomatidae.